Leptopilina heterotoma is the source of this 513-nucleotide messenger RNA. Its product is annotated as pescadillo homolog. Lineage: Eukaryota; Metazoa; Arthropoda; Insecta; Hymenoptera; Figitidae. The record is from RefSeq and is a predicted model, not a curated record. Bases 49 to 513 code for a protein of 154 amino acids. The transcript is spliced from 3 exons.
GCCGUUUUCAUUCAAUUAGUUAACCGGGCCUGUUCAGUUCUCAUCGACAUGGCUUCACGAAAAUUGAGGAACAAUUAUUUCACUGAUAACGAACAAGAAAAGAAAAAUGAGAAAAAAAGAAAAAAACAAGACGAAGACAGUGACGAGGAGGACUAUAACGAAGACGAUGACGAGGACAGUGACGAGUACAAUGAUGAUGAGAAAAAAAAAUUUAAAAAAAAGACAAAAAAAAAGAAAAGUGAAGCUUAUGUAAAAAGAAACGCAAGGAUGUAUGAUCAUGGGGAAAUAUUUAUCAUUUUAAAAUAUUUCCUAAAAAAAAACAUGGUCAAUAAUUCAAAGCCACAUUUGACUGCCCUUUUAAAUCUACUCAAAGAUCGGACAGAAAAAUCCAUAAAAUCAUUUUUGGGAAAAAGAUUUAAAACUCACUACAAAACGUUCAUUAAGGACGCAAAAUUAAAAAAGAGUGAAAAAAAGAUUUUAUUUUUAAAAUGCAAAGAGAAAUUUGGAAAGUGA